CUCUCCUCUUCUUUCAGGUUCGAUUCUGGAUGACUCUCCGAUCGAGCAAGUUCGGUUGACAGUCCCACCAACAGAUGAUAACACAUUGCAGGUCUUGACAUUCCGAACAUGGCUUAUCGGAAUCCCCAUUUGCAUCCUCGGGUCCGUAAGUGCAGCAUUAUCCUUUUACCGACAGCAAAUGUUCUAUUUUUCACAUGUCUGCAUCAACAUGAUGGUGUUCAUUGCUGGGAAACUAAUGGCUAACAUGCUACCGAACAAAGUGAUAAGAAUGCCAUACACAAACUGGAGUUUCUCGUUGAAUCCGGGACCCUUCAACUUGAAAGAACAUGUGGCGACCACCAUGUUGGCCGGCACGGUAAGUGCUUCUGUCGGCUUUGAAAUAUUAACCAUAUCCAAGAUCUUCUACCACAAGGAUAUCCCGUUACUGCCGGCCAUACUGCUGGUACUAUCGAUUCAGUUUCUCGGAUAUGGGUUUGCUGGCAUAUUCAUGAAGUUGCUAGUGCACUCGCCCUAUAUGUGGUGGCCUUCGACUCUAGUAGACGUCGCCUUCUACAGAGCAUUACACGAGCCGGAGAAAAGAGCCAAGGGAAAAUUGUCACGAUAUCAGUUCUUCAUCAUAGUCAUCGUUGCAAUUUUUACCUACAGUAUUGUUCCUGUUUACCUUUUUCCUUCUAUCACGGCUCUAUCGUUCGUUUGUUGGAUAUGGAAAGACUCGAUAACUGCGCAGCAAAUAGGUUCUGGAUUCAAUGGAUUAGGCAUAGGCUCUUUUGCGUUGGAUUGGAUGACCAUGUCAUCCUACAUGGACAGUCCUCUGGCAGUUCCUGCAUUUGUGGUGGUCAACAUGAUGGUCGGAUUCAUUCUUAUUCUUUAUGUUCUAGUACCAUUAUCUUAUUGGAAUAAUGUUUACGAUGCCAAACGCUUUCCUAUUUUUUCAUCAAGUAUUUUUGACAUCGAUGGGCAAUUUUACAAUGUGUCCCGGGUUUUAGAUGAGAAGUCACUCACAUUCAACGAAGAAGCAUAUAACAAUUAUUCGAAAUUAUACUUCAGUGCCUCCCUUAUGUGUAGUUAUGGUUUUACCAUGGCUUGUUUUACGUCAAGCAUCUCUCAUGUUGCUCUCUUCUAUGGGAGGUAGGAACUGUAACUAUUUUUUUCUUGUAAAUAAAUAUUCAUUGUAAUGUUUGUUUUUGGUACAAUUAGUGUGCUAUUGUUUUUAUAGUUGAAAUAAUUACUUUAGUCCUGCAUGUUAUAAUCUUGUUCGUUGGUAGUGAUAACUUUAGAUAGUUCUCUUCUGGUGUUAAGCAGAUCGAUAUGGCUACAAUUUGUCGAUUCAUAUCGGCAUCAAAUGCAAGAUGUUCACACGAGGUUGAUGAAACAAAAUUACGAGUCUAUUCCCCGGUGGUGGUUCUACUCUCUACUCUUCUCCAUGAUGGGUUUUGCCAUCUUGGUAUGUGAAGUAUUUAGCGAUCAACUUCAACUUCGCUACUGGGGAGUUCUAUUAGCUUGUGCCUUGGUGUUCAUAUUUUUGCUUCCAGUGGGUGUCAUGAUGGCUACUACUAGUUCGGUAAGAUGAAUAUUGAGUCAUCGUAUACUCGUAUAUGGUUGUAGCCCAACGUUGUCAACAUUUUUCUUCUAAUCCAGCUUAAUAUAAUAAUUAUAAUUACUAUAUUG
This is a messenger RNA of Musa acuminata AAA Group (dessert banana), 1668 nucleotides long. Its product is annotated as oligopeptide transporter 1-like. Gene Ontology annotation, biological process: transmembrane transport. Bases 179 to 1132 code for a protein of 317 amino acids. Gene Ontology annotation, cellular component: plasma membrane. The transcript is spliced from 3 exons. Lineage: Eukaryota; Viridiplantae; Streptophyta; Magnoliopsida; Zingiberales; Musaceae. Gene Ontology annotation, molecular function: oligopeptide transmembrane transporter activity. The record is from RefSeq and is a predicted model, not a curated record.